Molecule: messenger RNA, 5779 nt
Organism: Lethenteron reissneri (Far Eastern brook lamprey)
Lineage: Eukaryota; Metazoa; Chordata; Hyperoartia; Petromyzontiformes; Petromyzontidae
Gene: AXDND1
Product: axonemal dynein light chain domain containing 1
Source: RefSeq, a predicted model, not a curated record
UGUCAAGCACUCGCGUCCCAUCGUCGCCCAGGCCCGGUGGUGAAAAAGUUUGGUCAAGGUCGCAAGACAAAAAUGUGUGCAGACCACAUCCCGCUGGACCUGCUCUCUUCUCUCACCCCGGCCCGGGCAAAGAUGGUGGUGACACAGCGACCAUGCGUUUGUUAUCACUCUCAACACGGCGUUCAUGCGCAGUACAUUAGUUUGCAGCAAGUCUUCAUACGUAUUUUAACAUCGUGUACAGCCCUUUUGUUAAUCCACUCUUGGAGAAGGGUCUCUGUACACACUGUGCAGACUGUGGGUGUGAUUUGACCGUCUGGUCAGUGAGGGAAUAGUAAUGACAUGGGAGUGUAGAAUUAUAGGACAACAAUGGCUUCUGCUGCAAUGUCAUCUGCUACCCACUACAGAGCAGCCUCUGGUCAAGCCUGGCAGGCAUCUAUCCAAGCACUAGUCAGGCUGCGGCCUGCUUAACUUUGGAGAUAUACAGUAUGCAUGUGUAUGGAAGUCUAUGCAUAUACCAAAUCUGCACCCUGUGGAGCAGAUAUAUAUGUCUAUAUGAACAUGUCUGGAAAUGAAUGCUUAUGUGUGUGUACGCAGACGCGUUCGCAUACAUCACGCGCCUCCGACAAAGUAUGGCAUUAUCCGCAGCAACGGAGCAAGUUUACACAUCUCACAGAUCAACCUGUGUGUCUGACGGGAGCAGGGAGAGAUUUGGCGUUCCUUGAAGAUGUGGGAGACGCUUGCGUCCGCAAAGUGGAGGGAGAGGUGGCCCAGCCAAAGGAAGUGCUUUCAGAAACCUUCAUCCCCGAGGAGUUCCACAUCAUUCAGAACCAUGGCGUUGUAGGCCUGCAGCUUAAAGACUCGAAAUACACCACAUAUCUAGAAGACGAUGAGAAAAAUAUGCGAACUUUUCCAUCGAUGCGUCCGAUGGCACGCAAUGAGGUAGUGGAGCUGACUCGCGUGCUGGAUACGUGGCUGGAAAAGCUGGGACCCAUGGAGAUAGAAGGUCCCACACUUAUUCACUCCUUGCUGCAGCUGGUGCAACAGGAACAAUGCAUAUACAAUGCGGUUUUCCACGAGGUCAUCCGGCAGGUCAGCGUGCAGUGCACGGAGAGGGGACAGCUGCUGGCCAAACUGAGGGAGCGAUACUCGUCCCUUCUGAGCCGCGUGCCAGUGCUGGUUGCCGGGCUGCACGGGGAUGUCCUGGCAACCAGAGCCCAGCACCGCCGCCUCAUGGAGCAGCUCACAGCCUUCCAGACGUCUGUCAACCGGAUGGCCAGCGAGCUGAGCUCUGUGCGAGAACGGGACGGCCAGGUGAGCACACAGGCCCAGAGGGAGAGAGAAGACCUCAAACGUGUGCUGGACGAAAGCAGACAGAACGCCAACCUGCUGGAGGAGUACCACAGUGUGUAUGGCCUGCACCGACACCGGCUGGAAAGCAGCAUGGGUGUCUUGCAGCGAGAGAGGGAUGGCUGGGCCUCCGCUGCGCUGGCUCUGGCAUCCCAGCUGACGGAGGAGCGUUCCAUCGUGACUGCGCGCCGCCUGCGUGGACACUCUCAAGCCUGGGCCAACGUUGCACAGCAGCACUUGCUGCUGCUCAGCAAUCGGGAUGGCAGUGUGGUGGCGGAGGUACGCUCGCUGGUGAGCAGCUGGGCUGAGAAGGCAGCUCGCUUGGACAGAGCCUGCCUUCAGGCUGAGGCCAGUACGGCGGCCAGACUUCAACAGGCUCAUUUCGGCCUCCAACGCUGGGUCACGCGUACUACAAUCAUAAUACAAGAUGGAGAAAAUGGAUUUGGUUUCCCAGAGAUGAAUUUGAUGGAAGAGCUUCAGGUUGACUUACAACGCUGGGCUGAGAGCCUGGCGGAAGAUCUGGAGCGCUUUGGUGGAGUUGAAAUGCUGGAGCUCACGAAGGAGCUCGCCUCUCUGGGGUCCAUGUCAGCUCGGCUCACAGCGCUCUCUCAAACUCUCCAUCACGAGCAUUGCCAUGGCCAUGUUACUGCUCUUCAAAUUGAUUACAAGGGGGAAGAGCAUCAGGCUGCAAACGAGGAUCUGCAGAAAAGAGAAGUGAGCGAUUUUAACGGUUGUCAGUGCCACACUGAUGAGGAACAAAGCAUUUGUGAUGGCGAUGGCAGUGUAGUAGCGGAGGCUGGAGAGGGGUGGGAGCGUGUGGCUGGGAGGUUGGAGCGAAGCAUGCAGUUCUUGCAUGCCAGGGUGACCGGCGAUAAUGGACUGGCAGACGCACUUAAGGAUCUGUGCCGAGCAUUUGAAACCUGGUCUGAAAAGCUGGUCCUGACCUCCUCGUAUGCACACGCCAUGCCAGCUUCUGAUUGGUUGCAGCUCGUUAAGUCCCUCUCAGAUUGGUCAGUUGUUGUGAUCAAGGCCCUGGUGUUGGUUGAGAACGUACCGUCUGAAGAAAAGAGCGAGAGUGGAGCGAUGGAUGCCGUGGUGGGUGCACUACAGGGCUGGGCGGGGCGUUUGUCGAUGGCAGUGGAUCGAGAAGCGUCCAGGCUGGCAGAGCAGUUGGGUAUGGUGCGGGAGGACAUUUCGUCGUGGCUGGUGAGGGCUGUGCUCCACCUCGCCUCCCCAUCAUCACCAUCACAACGAGGGGAAGGGGACGGCGAGGGUGAACGUGGCAAGGCCAUGCUGAAGAAGGCGUCGUCUCUCGGCGGAACGAUGUCGCACAUCACUCGACACAUUGCCAGAUGCUGUGAGGCUGUGGCGGCGUCAAGUGGAGGCAGCAGAGAGGGCAUGGCGCUGCGAGACCUGGAGGUGGAAUAUUCUGAAUGGAUGGAAGUUAGUCAACUGUUGCUGCUUGAACUAUCGUCUCAUCAAAUCCCUCCAGCGGACACUGCCGAGACUGAAGACAAAUGUUCAGAUGCUACGGAGAAGAGUGGCCCCACCGUGCAGGUGAUCGGACACGACGCCAACGUGGAGGCCAGAUCCCUGAGCAAAGAGAUGUCCGCACUCGCAUUGGGUCAACAACUUCAGACAUAUAAUGCGAUGGCUACAAUCAAGCAGCUACAAGCACAGAUAUUGAGCACGGAGGCGCGGGCGCAGAGCGCGGAGGAGUGCGUGGCUCAACUGCAAGAGCAGCUGCGCACAGCUGACGACAGGGGGGAGAGAGACGCGAGCAAGGACGGGCUGGGACAGAGCGAGGAGCAGGGAGAAGGUGGAGGAGGACGAGGGAGGGCGGUUUCUCAUGUGGAGGAAGUCGCUUCCACCGGUACAGCUGCCGGCGGUGACGGAAAAACGUUGGGAAUCCCUGAGCAAAGACACGACCUCUUGGGAAAGCCACGCUCUGCCGAGAAGCUGAGUAGACCCAGCAAGUCCCCUCGCGGUGGCAAGAAACAAUAAACUAAAAAACGUAAUUUAUAUUUUACCAGGUUAAAUCCCACUGAGCUGUUAGUUAUUGUUCAGGUGACCUGGCUACACUUGAUAGCUCAUCGAAGUGGCUUGUCAUAUGUGGGAAGUUAUAGUAGCAGACAAAAUAAUCUGAAUGCGCUUUUCUAAAUGUGGAGGGGAGAAAACCGGAGGACCCAAAGAAAAAUCCACACGGCCACUGGGGGAGAGAGAACAAACCAACUCCAAAUAUAAAACAGGCGUCGUCAGGGUCCGGAAUCGAACCCACGUCCUCCUGAGCACCAGGUGAGGGAUAAAAUUAGCAGCGUUUAUACGAAGGCGGCUAUGCGCAAAACAGCAACGUGCUUAGUAGGGAAGUGAGUCCAGGAAUUAAUUAAAUUUCUGAGAGGAUGCAGAGUGGAUGCCGCCACCACUCUCAGACGACAGCUGAUCAGAAGCUUUCACAUGUGCUAGAGCAGUGGGUCGCCCCUCGUUAGGUUCUCCCAUGCUGAGCGACACACAAGCCGAUCUGUAAUCUUCAUCUUUGCUGGUAAAAGUCAAAAGUUAAAGUGAUUUUAUGCUCAAAUGAGCACCGAGGCUUUGGUGUUUAUGUCGUGUUUACAGCCCUGAGCCAGUGGUGGAAAUUCAUCAUCCACGAAGUGGGAACAAUUUUACUGACCCUGGAGGGAUGAUUGGCUGAGUCAACCCCCAAACCAGGAUUUUAACUCGCAACCUUCUGAUUGUGCGCGGUUCGCUCGACCGCUGACCCACCUGGCGAAUGGUACGAUUUUGGUGGUGUACCAUUGCUGAGAAAGGGACUGUGUGGUGGAUUAAAACUCAUCAAUACACAUUCAUAAAUAACAGUACCUUAUAGGGGAAUAUAUCUCACACGUGAACGUUUGGGCAACGGUCCGUCUUCGUAGCAGAGAUCAAGGGCCAUUGCCCCAAAUGUCACCUAUUGUUUUCCUCUUCAGGACCACAUGUUGUGUUUUUGCUAUUUGUGCUUGUGCACCACUGCCAACGUGGUGAGCACAUUUUCGUUGUUUAACGCUGGGAUGGAUCGAGCGGUGGUAGCUGGAACUGCGGGAUGGCGAAUGGAGAUCCCUAGAGAAGCAAGUUGAACGUUACCUGUGUUGUAUGCUGCCGUGACGAUGUGUAAUUAGUUGUGAAACGUAUUAUGCUAAGCGAAUUAAAGUUUCCGUGUUGCUGUGGAGGCUUUUGGGCUGCAAGAGAUGACCAGCACUUGACGGCUUCUGCAAGUCAUUGACUCUUACAGCACUCCUAUCCUUAACGGUGUGGCGUUCAUCCUGUCGAUACCUUGUAAUUUUGAUGCCCUUAAUAACGCAAUAUUGGAACACAAAUGUUACAUGGCUUGGCUUUGGAUCUUCUGUAAAUGCCUUGGAUAUAAAUACCCCGAUUUACAUCUCUCCCUUUUAUGUCAGUUUGUCGUUUCACAAAUAUGUCGUCACUUUAUUAAUACCACGACCUAAUUUGUAUCGCCUCAUCCCACACUUAUGUCGCUGACAGCGUCAUCCGUCCUUUCUCGUAUCGUCACACCUUUGAGGAAUCCAUGCCCGACGUAUUACGGUGUCACAGACAUCAUCCUGUAGGAAAGUAAAUAGACGAGGGUGAGUUGCAGUAGCGUGGUCGCCGCUGUCCCGAGUCUCAAGAAGAUACAGUGGGGAGAUGUUCCACCACAUAUUGGUGGGUGGGCCAUGUUUGCCAAGGCACCAAAUCUCAUUUUAUGCGGUAAAAAGCUGAAAGCGAUACAUUUCCUUUCCCGUUCAAAUGAGCAUUGAGGCAUCAUUGCUCAUCUCCUGUUCACAGCCCUGCAGAGCCAGCGUUGUAAGUUACACGUUCCAUUUCACCGAGUAGCUAAGGGGUAUUUGAAAUUUAUAACAAAUUAAGGGAUGACAUGUCUACGAACAGAAAAUGAAAACACGUGGCGGUGUAAAAAAAAUCAUUGUACAGUAAUUUUAUGUGCAAGAUUCAUAUAUGCGUACAACGGUUCAUAAGUAGGCUUUACAAACUGUGGUGGUUAGUAUAUAAAGGGAAUCAUUUAUCCACAGAUGUGCACUAGAAAUUAAAGUGUCGGCAAAGUAUGCCUGUUAAAACACUUCCCAAUGUCGGCAUACAACAUUAACUUCUGGGAUACGUCAUAUUUCUGUUUCUUGAAUGGCCUUUACAGCAUAGCAUCAACAAUACUACUACGUCACUUUACCGAAAGAACCAAAGAGUAAUUCCUGCAAUCAAGAAAGCUUCGAAUCUAGUUUGAACCACCUCAACGGGGAGGAUUUGCCGUUUUUGUUUCACACUUAACUUCCAAUUUAGCAAUCUUUGGAAGAACGUAAUCAACCAGGCUAUUAUUUAACUGCGUGUUAACCGACUCUCUGGGUUGCAUUGCAUGACACUUACUAAUUUUAAUAAACUUGCUUUUUCCGUA